AUGUUCCGCCACGCCCUUCGCGCUGCGGUCCCGCGGCCCCGAGUCCUCUGUGUUCCUCGUGCCGCAGUCGCCAGCAACAGCAGCAGCAGCAACCCCGCGAGAUUCCAGCCCUUUUCCACGACAGUCGCAAGAAUGGCCGACAUGAAGGACGGUGCUUUCAAGCACGAUGCCACCGCGGCCCCGCAAAGCACUCGUGUGCUGCCUCUCUUCUCUCUCAAGGGCAAGACGGCUAUUGUCUCUGGAGCUGGUGCUGGCAUUGGCUUGCAGAUUGCCCAUGCCUACGCCGAGGCGGGUGCCAAUGUCGCCAUCUGGUACAACAGCAACAAAAAGGCCCUGGACCGUGCUGCUGAGAUUGAGAAAGAGUACGGCGUCAAGUGCAAGGCGUACCCGGUGAACGUCACCUCCCACCAAGCCAUCCAGGAGUCGAUCCAGCAGAUUGUGUCCGAGUUCAACGGCCGCCUCGACAUCUUUGUCGCCAACUCGGGCAUCGCAUGGGAAGAGGGUCCUUUGAUUGACGGGCCCAUGGACGUUGCCGACAGGGUCAUGGCCGUCAACGUCAAUGGCACCGUGUACUGCGCCCAAGUUGCUGGCGAGCACUUCCGCAGGCAAAAGAAGGAGGGCACAACGCUCGACGGCAAGAAGCUCGAAGGCUUCACGACUGGUAGCUUUAUUGCUACCGCUAGCAUGAGCGCUCACGUUGUCAACAUCCCCCAGGCGCAAGCCGUGUACAACGCGUCCAAGGCGGCCGUCGUCCACCUCUGCAAGAGCUUGGCUGUUGAAUGGGUCGAUUUUGCCCGCGUCAACACGGUGUCGCCCGGAUACAUCAAGACUGAGAUUACCGCUUUCGUCGACGAAGAGUCCAAGAAGCAGUGGAGGAACAAGACGCCAAUGGGACGCGAGGGAGAACCCAGCGAGCUCAAGGGCGCAUACUUGUACCUGGCAUCGGAUGCCGCCUCGUACACCACGGGAUCCGAUCUUGUCGUUGACGGAGGUUACUGCUUGCCGUAA
Molecule: messenger RNA, 1008 nt
Organism: Colletotrichum abscissum
Lineage: Eukaryota; Fungi; Ascomycota; Sordariomycetes; Glomerellales; Glomerellaceae
Product: short-chain dehydrogenase
Exons: 4
Coding region: 1-1008 (335 amino acids)
Cellular component (GO): intracellular anatomical structure
Molecular function (GO): oxidoreductase activity, acting on NAD(P)H, oxygen as acceptor
Source: RefSeq, a predicted model, not a curated record